Messenger RNA from Debaryomyces tyrocola, 1281 nucleotides. The record is from the annotation of a GenBank genome assembly. Lineage: Eukaryota; Fungi; Ascomycota; Pichiomycetes; Serinales; Debaryomycetaceae.
AUGGCAUACAACAACAACGAUAGCUACGGUGGUGGUUACAAUUCAUAUGGUGGCAACUCAUAUGGUGGUGGUGGUUACGGUGGUGGCCGUGGCGGUGGAUUCGGCGGUGGCCGUGGCCGUGGUGGAUUUGGUGGCCGUGGCGGUGGCCGUUUCGAUGAAAGAGUAGAAUUAAAUACUCCUGAGUGGGAUAUUGAUUCAUUGCCAAAGUUUGAAAAGAACUUCUAUAACGAACAUCCAGAUGUGACUGCUCGUUCCCUUCAAGAUGUCAACGCCUUUAGAAAGGAGCAUGACAUGAAAUGUGACGGUACUGACAUUCCAAAGCCAAUUACUAGUUUUGACGAAGCUGGAUUUCCAGACUACGUUUUAAAGGAAGUUAAACAACAAGGAUUUCCAAAGCCAACCUCAAUUCAAUGUCAAGGGUGGCCUAUGGCUUUAAGUGGUAGAGAUAUGGUUGGUAUUGCUUCUACCGGUUCCGGUAAGACUUUAUCAUACUGUUUACCAUCUAUUGUCCAUAUCAACGCCCAACCAUUGUUGAGUCCAGGUGAUGGUCCUAUUGUAUUGGUUUUGGCUCCAACCAGAGAAUUGGCGGUUCAAAUUCAACAAGAAUGUUCCAAGUUUGGUUCUUCUUCUAGAAUUAGAAAUACCUGUGUCUACGGUGGUGCUCCAAAGGGUCAACAAGUCAGAGAUUUAGCCAGAGGGGUUGAAAUCUGUAUUGCUACUCCUGGUAGAUUGAUUGAUAUGUUGGAAACUGGCAAGACUAACUUGAGAAGAGUUACCUACUUAGUUUUAGAUGAAGCUGAUAGAAUGUUGGAUAUGGGUUUCGAACCUCAAAUCAGAAAGAUUGUCGAUCAAAUUAGACCUGAUAGACAAACUUUGAUGUGGUCUGCUACUUGGCCAAAGGAAGUUCAAGCCUUAACUAGAGAUUACUUGAACGAUCCAAUUCAAGUCACCGUUGGUUCAUUAGAAUUAGCUGCUUCUCACACAAUUACUCAAUUAGUUGAAGUUGUUACUGAAUUUGAAAAGCGUGACAGAUUAAUCAAGCAUUUGGAAACCGCUACUGCUGAUCCAGAAGCUAAGUGUUUAAUUUUCGCUUCUACUAAGAGAACUUGUGAUGAAAUCACUAACUACUUAAGGGCCGAUGGAUGGCCUGCAUUAGCCAUUCAUGGUGACAAACAACAAGGUGAAAGAGACUGGGUCUUAAAGGAAUUCAAGACCGGUAAAUCUCCAAUUAUGGUUGCAACCGAUGUUGCAGCCCGUGGUAUUGGUAUGUAUUGCAUAUGA